AUGGACUAUUAUGCUUUUGAUGCUAUAGAUUUAUGUCUAGUCCCAGAUGUAGUGAUUCCCCCUAAGUUUAAGGUGCCCGAAUUUGAUAAAUAUAACGAAAAUUCAUGUCCGAGGAACCAUCUCACCAUGUAUUGCAAGAAAAUGGCCGCAUGUGCUCACAACGACAAACUACUAAUCCAUUUCUUCCAAGAAAGCCUUAUAGGACCUGCACUAGGUUGGUACAUGAACCUAGAACAAGGUCGAAUUCGCACCUGGAAGGAUUUGGCUGAAGCUUUCAUCAAGAAAUAUAAGUACAACAUGGACAUGGCACCAGAUCGAACACAGUUACAGAAUAUGGUGAAAAAGGAUAAUGAAACUUUUAAGGAAUAUGCCCAACGUUGGAGAGGAAUAGCAGCACAAGUACAACCCCCUUUGUCUGAGAAAGAAAUGGUUGCAAUGUUCAUUGAUACACUCCAAUCUCCCUUCUAUGACAGGAUGAUUGGAAAUGUAUCAUCGAACUUUUCAGACCUAGUUGUCAUUGGAGAAAGAGUUGAAGUAGGAAUAAGGAGUGGGAAGAUUGCUCAAGUUUCAACUGAAACAAUUACAAGGAAACCAGUGACGAACAUGGAUAAGAAAAAGGGAGGUGAAACAAAUGCAGUUAUGCCCAACUACAACCCUGCAAUGAUACAAACCCCAUUCCCAACAACCUUUAACCCUACCCCUAUCGUAUCAAACUACCGACCCCAAUUCAUGUACAACCCCCAAAUAGCAUCAUUUUCGCAUCCACCAUACCAACCUCCUCACCAACCUAAAAUAGCCUACAACCCCCCAAUACCACAAACCCCAACAAUGCCAACACAUCAGACAAACCCAUCACAAAUUCCACAACACAAUAUGAGUAAUAGUCAAAAAAGGAAUAAUCAAGAGAGGAACCUUGUACCCAUCCCUAUGACCUAUACUGAACUUUUGCAACAUUUAGUUCGUAAUUCUUUGGUCACCUCAAAACCAUUAAAACCUAUUCAACCGCCAUAUCCAAAAUCAUUUGACCCAAAGGCUAAAUGUGAUUAUCAUGCAGGGGUCGUAGGGCAUUUUACUGAAAAGGGUUGGGCAUUAAAGUAUAAAGUACAAGAUUUGAUAGAUGAAGGAUUAUUGAGUUUUAAAGAAGAAAAUAUGAAUGUUAGCACUAAUCCACUCCCAGGACAUGGGAAUUCGUCAGUAAAUUCCCUUGAAAACGAACCUUAUCAACUAGUGAAGGAGGUGGUGCGAGUCAAAACCCCAAUGAAAAUCGUCUUUGAUCAGUUAUGUGAGUUCAAGGUGAUUGAUGGAGAAGUCCACAAAGCAGAGGACAAUGCAUCUGUACAAGGGAAUAAGCUUGACAUACAAGUUGCACUCUUGUAG
This is a messenger RNA of Cajanus cajan (pigeon pea), 1377 nucleotides long. Lineage: Eukaryota; Viridiplantae; Streptophyta; Magnoliopsida; Fabales; Fabaceae. The record is from RefSeq and is a predicted model, not a curated record.